GUGCUUGUCUAUCUGCACAAAGCGAAGGGCAACAAUGUCAGGAGGUAUGCAGGCGUUCCGCACGGUCAUGUCGAUGGGCCGGCGCCAGGGCGCGCGGCAGCUGGUGGCGGGCUCACAACGUGCGCCAUUCUCGGCUGCGGCCGUGUCCAUGCGCUCGGCCGAGGAGUGGAUGGAGAACAUCAAGCUUUCUGCCAAGAAGGACGUGUUGAUCAAACGCACUAAGCUGGCAUCGUUCCUCAAGACUGUGACGACGAGUGAGCAGCUGGAGGCGUCGAAGGAGAUCAUGAAGAUCUACGAGCAGAAGCGUGUGGACCCGGAUGCUAACGCUGCCGGUCUCUUCGUUAAGAAGGCACUGGAACUCAACGCACCCGACGUGGUGUUCGAUGUACUGGAAGCCAACUACCGUAUCGGCCUCUUCUUGGAGCCGGCCACACUCAACAAGUUGCUGUCUAAGUUUCUUAAGGACGGAGAGUUCGACAAGGUCUUUACGCUGCACGAGAUCGGCCACAGCAAGUACAACGUUAAGAGCACGGAGCGUACUUACGACAUCCUCAUCCGGGCGGCCAUCGAGCAGGCCGACUACGAGAAGGCCGUGGAUUUCCUUAAGACGGCAGCUGAGGUGCAAAAGUUGCAGCGCGUGACGUGCAACAACCUGCUGUUCAAGCUCAAGGACAACGACAUGCAGGAUAAGAUUGACGAAGUGGCUUCACUCAUGAAGACGGCGGGUGUCGAGCCCAACGACACGACCAAGAAGAUCUUGCAUUAG
Molecule: messenger RNA, 766 nt
Organism: Phytophthora infestans T30-4
Lineage: Eukaryota; Oomycota; Peronosporomycetes; Peronosporales; Peronosporaceae
Exons: 3
Coding region: 35-766 (243 amino acids)
Molecular function (GO): protein binding
Source: RefSeq, a predicted model, not a curated record